UUGCACAUAUUGCGUGUCAUUUUGUAGCUCCUUUCCCAACUUGGAAAAAACAUCAACAAUUUUCCCUUCUUUUCUGCUCGAAUUCGCCACUUUGUUAUCUUGAAAAUGCCACUUUUUUUACUUUCUACUCCGUAUUUUAUUUUAUUGGUCUAUGAUCUUCACUGUUGCGCUCGAAUUCACUGUUGUAACUGACGGUGCGAGCAUGAAAGAUUAGGGCUUUUUUCUGCUCCGUGGAUUAUCCUACUCAUUGUUACAGAGCAUGAAAGAUCCUAUUAACUAGCCUUGGCUUUCUUUCUUUCCUUCUUUGCAAAAUCAGAAAGCUUUUACACCCUUUUUCGCCAGGUUAGGGAAUAUUAUGAUUAUUCAUUAUUAUCGCUUUAUUUUGUGGUUUGAUUUGGAUCUGGUCAUGAUGGAUAAUUUUUAUACUUCUCUACAGGACUGAACGUUUCUGGGUUUUCAAUUCGUAUUUAGACUGGACAUGACAACUGCCCAUUGUAGUUGAAUAAGAUUUUAGGAAUAAAGAAUUCCUGGAGUCUAAAUAUUCCCUUUUUUGGAGUAUACAUAUGGAUGGAAUAAGAGAUCUCGAUCAUGGGACUUCACUGAUUUCAGCCAAUGAGGUGAAUUUGGAAGAAGAUAAAGAUGACUUUAGAAGCUGUUGUGGAGAUGUAGAGUUGGAGCUCGAGCUGAUUUUAGCUGAAGAUGGUGAUGUUGAACUGGAAGAGGGAAGUGAAAUAUCUGAUACAGAUUCCAGUGAAGGUGAGGAAUCAGCAGAUGAGCUACUGGUAGUGGUGGGUGGAGAACGUGAUGAAGAAGAGGACGAGGAAAAGGCAAGUGAAACCUCUGAGAUACAUCUUGAAGAACAACACUCUGAGAGGGACUUGAAGGAGAAGCAGGAAUUAAUGAAGCUGGUUGUAGAGGAAGAAGGUGAAGAAGUGAAGGAGGAUAAGGAAUUGAAGACUGAAAACCAUGAGAUUGUUCUUGAUGAACAUGCUGUUAAAUUGUACUUCAAAGGAACUUCUGUAAUUAGCCCUGGAGACUCUGGGUUAUCUGGGAUCGGAGUGGUUAUGGAGAGUACAAGCACUACUCCCAUGGAAGUGCAGAAAAAGCUUGAAUUCUUUGUAGAACAGUUGGCUGCAGAUUAUUUAGCCUUAAUGGACGGGCUUGCACAGGCUGCUCGUAACAAAAUUAGGCGAGUACAUGCUAUUACUGACUCUGAAAUUUUAUAUAAUCAGAUUAUGGAUAAAAAGGACAUUGAGAACCCACUUCUAAUGGCAAUGAGGCAAAGAAUAUUAGAAUAUGCCAAUGACUUGGAACUAUUUGCUAUAAAAGUUGUUGAGAGUAGUAGUACUCUUGCAAGAGCAUUGGAGCUUGCUCAAGUAGCAAUAGGGGUUGUCUCCCCGUGUUUGAAGGAACAAGAAUCAACAGAAAUCUGUUCUAUAUGCUGUGAGGAUAAGCUUGGAUUGAUGAUGAUGACUUUGAAAUGCUCCCACAAAUUCUGUUCCCACUGCCUGAAGGCUUAUGUGGAAGGGAAAGUAGAAUCCGCACAAGUUCCUAUUAGGUGCCCUCAUCUGAGCUGCAAGUAUUACGUGUCUGCUGCAGAAUGUAAAUCUUUUUUGCCCGUUUUUUCAUAUUUAUCUCUGGAGACAAUGCUUGUGGAAGCUAAUGUUCUCAAUGCAGACAAAGUGUACUGCCCGUAUCCUAAUUGUUCAGUUCUUCUUGACCCUCAUAAAUGCUUUUCAAUAAGAGCUAGCUCAUCCGAUGAUAGCAGUUGUGUGGAGUGCACGGCCUGUCAGAGGUUUGUUUGUGUGGAUUGCAGGGUCCCGUGGCACCCUUCAAUGACAUGUGAAGAGUACCAAAAUAUCAUGCCUGAGGAAAGGGAUAUUGAGGGUAUCACUCUGCACCGUCCGGCACAAAAUCCAAGGUGGAGGAUUUGUUUACAUUGCCAAAGGAUGAUUGAGCUCACACAUGGCUGCCACCACAUCUUUUGCCUGUGUGGGCACGAGUUCUGUUUUUCAUGUGGGGGGGAGUACAGGAAUGGACGACAGAGUUGUGAAUGUGCAUUGUGGGCCGAAGAUUAUAAUUACAGUCACAGUUAUAAUUAUAACUAUAAUUAUAGUAACAAUUCACGGGAGUUGGCACAACAGUUUGGUGAGCACUGGGCGUGGGACUCUUUCGAGUCCCUCCCCAUGAUCAUGGACGCCUAUUCAGAUGAAGAGAGAUCCCAACUUGAACUGAUCCAGAGGUUUCUUGCAGGAGGCUUCAGUCUGACCACCGCCGAUCACCAAUCCCCCACUCCUCCACCACACUCUUACACUGACCCAAUGAAGGAUCUUCAUCAGCUUCCCUGGCUGGAGCGGUUCGUUUCUCUCAUCAAUGACAACAAUUACUAUGAAGACAUAUACCAAUGAUGAGCUUGCCCGGUGACAAAGCCUCCAGAAUGAAUAUAAAAUAAAAUUUCCCUUGGGAUUAAGUGUUUCAUAAUGUAAGUGGUUUGGUGGUAUGUCUGGAGAUACAGAGUAUCUCACUCUGGAGAUUCUCCGUUUGUAGAUUAUAUUUAUCAUCUCAUUUUCCUUUUUUCUUUAGACUUUUUAUUACUGUUAACAUAGGGAAAAUAUGCGCACUUUCUUUUAUUGGAAGAAAGGUAAGUGAGAUCAUACAUAUUACAUACCAAUAACAAAAACAUGUUUCAUGAACUAAAGAGCUCCAAUGAAACUAAUUUAGAUGGUUCU
Molecule: messenger RNA, 2729 nt
Organism: Cuscuta epithymum
Lineage: Eukaryota; Viridiplantae; Streptophyta; Magnoliopsida; Solanales; Convolvulaceae
Source: the annotation of a GenBank genome assembly